Molecule: messenger RNA, 6508 nt
Organism: Apis mellifera (honey bee)
Lineage: Eukaryota; Metazoa; Arthropoda; Insecta; Hymenoptera; Apidae
Gene: Oct-TyrR
Product: tyramine receptor
Exons: 2
Coding region: 500-1699 (399 amino acids)
Biological process (GO): adenylate cyclase-activating adrenergic receptor signaling pathway
Cellular component (GO): membrane
Molecular function (GO): octopamine receptor activity
Source: RefSeq, a predicted model, not a curated record
CCCCCCAGAUCUUCACCCUCUCUAACCAACCCCUUUCUGUAUCUUUCUUCCUUUUCCCUCGCUCCGUUUUUUCCCAAUUCCGACAGCUCUACGAGAAGAAUUUCGUCGGACAGGGGGAAGAAUCCGCGCGCAUGUGCCGCGGGGGUGGCUGCCUCGAGGAGCGUAACAGCGAGUCGGAGACAACGAGAGGAAGUGGGAAAGAGUGGAGGCAGUGGAUGCAGGCCUGUGGGAGGAAUAAGGACGGGGAGGGGUGUGCGCGAGAAGGGGGGUAAUACGUGUGAGAGUACCCUGAAGAGUGGCGUCGGUAGUACGGUGGUGGGAGGAGGGGAAGCGCGAGGGGCAAGAGGCGACCGUUCACGUCUUUUCGACGUCGACGCAACCCCGUUGGCGCAGAAUAGCUGCUCAGUGCUCGUCGAACGGCGCUGUGUUGCGACGGGACCAUGCCGCCGCGCCCUGCACCACCGAUCAACCGAUCUCAGAGAGCGGGCUCGUGAACAACAUGAACUCGAGCGGGGAAUCAGGCGGGACGAUGACCGAGGACUACGAGAUGACAGGCUGCGGCCCGCCGGAAGAGGAAACGGGCUCGAACUUGCCGGUUUGGGAAGCGGCGGCCGCCUCAUUGACGCUUGGCUUCCUCGUUCUCGCGACGGUGUUGGGGAACGCGCUCGUGAUCCUGAGCGUGUUCACGUACAGGCCCCUUCGUAUCGUUCAGAACUUCUUUAUCGUGUCGCUAGCUGUCGCCGAUCUCGCGGUCGCGAUCCUCGUGAUGCCGUUCAACGUCGCCUACCUCCUCCUCGGCAAGUGGAUCUUCGGCAUACACCUGUGCAAAUUGUGGCUAACCUGCGACGUGCUCUGUUGCACGGCCAGCAUACUGAAUCUGUGCGCCAUCGCCCUCGACCGUUACUGGGCGAUCACCGAUCCCAUCAAUUACGCCCAGAAACGUACCCUGAAGAGAGUACUGGCCACGAUAGCCGGGGUGUGGAUCCUGUCGGGGGCGAUCAGCUCGCCCCCCCUGGCCGGUUGGAACGACUGGCCCGAGGAGUUGGAACCGGGCACACCCUGCCAAUUGACCAGGAGGCAGGGAUACGUCAUCUACUCGUCGCUCGGCUCCUUCUUCAUCCCGUUGCUGUUGAUGAGCCUCGUCUACCUCGAGAUAUAUCUGGCCACGAGGAGACGGUUGAGGGAGCGGGCCAGGCAGAGCAGGAUAAACGCUGUCCAGUCGACGAGGCAUCGCGAGGCGGACGACGCCGAGGAGUCGGUCAGCUCGGAGACGAAUCAUAACGAGAGGUCGACCCCUCGGUCGCACGCCAAGCCGUCGUUGAUCGACGACGAGCCGACCGAGGUCACGAUAGGGGGUGGCGGUACCACGUCCUCGAGGCGGACGACGGGGAGCAGGGCAGCCGCGACCACGACAACGGUUUACCAAUUCAUCGAGGAGAGGCAGAGGAUCUCGUUGUCGAAGGAGAGACGGGCCGCGAGGACAUUGGGCGUGAUAAUGGGCGUGUUCGUCGUAUGCUGGUUGCCAUUCUUUCUGAUGUACGUGAUCGUCCCGUUCUGCCCCGAUUGUUGCCCCUCCGAUCGUAUGGUCUACUUCAUCACGUGGCUCGGUUACGUGAACAGCGCCCUCAACCCGCUCAUCUACACCAUCUUCAACCUCGACUACAGGAGGGCAUUCAGACGGUUGUUGCGCAUUCGUUGAACACUUGUUGUUGGCAACGCUUGUUUAUUGCAUCUAUCGCGAAAUUGUGGGAAACAAGAUUUGCCGCCGAAAUCGUCAUCGGGACGACUACUCGGCCCCGCUUGGGAUUGGUCGGCGAGGAAGGAAAGAGGAUUGGAGUUCGGCUGAGUUUUUCGAGGAUGAUCGAGGAAGUGGCACCGAUUCAAAUUCUUUCGAAGGAGGAAAGAGAGGGGGGAUCGUGAAAAAAUACGAAGAGUUUAUUUUCUUCGCGGAACGAAGAAGAAGCGUCUAAAAUAUGGAUUAUUCGUAGAAACAAAGAGAGAGUUCGAUGGAAGAUUAAGCGAUCAAAGGUCGAAUACACGAUAGUCUAAUUUAGCUACGACGAUGUUCACUCCCGGAAGAGUCGUUCCAUUAAACUUGUUCCAUUAAUCCUGCUAGGGAAGCGAGGGAGCGCGGAUAAGGAAUUUUAAGGAAAUGAAGUCGCCGCCCCUGCUCGAUUGUCCUAUACCUCAUUUCAUCCGUCGUUACGCGUUGAGUUCAGCUGAACGAUAAAUUCACCGCUAUCUUCGAUCGGUCAUGAAUAAUGGAAAUCGGUGGAUUCGAUCGUCGCUACUCGGUCGUCUCGACUCGAACAAGACCGUAAACCGAAGACCUUCGAAUGAAUUGAGCGGUGGGGAGGGGAGGGUUGUAGUGGAGGAGGCGUCGUGUAAAAAUUCGAUUUCGACGCCGAGUCGAUCCGAAGUCGUUCCAUUUCCUAAGGAGCCUUGUAAAAUAUUGCUCUCCCGAGAAUUCGAAUAUUCUUGAUGAAUCGAUAUCGAAUAUGGCGAGCCUUUUUUAAAUUUCUUUCGCCCUUGCUUCCACCUCUUUCUUUUUAUCCAUAAGAGAUAGGAUGGGGUUAGGUUAAGUUAGGUUGUUGCGUAUGAAAUGCGCCAAAUUUCCUGAAAAUUCACUGGAAUUAUUAAUUUGACAUCUUAUAAAGGAGGAAAAAAGAAUCUGUCUCAUUGGUACAAAAAAAUUUAAGUUACAAAGCUCGAUCAAGAAUUAGAUAAUUUCAUUUGCAACAGCCUAAUUCAAACAUAAGAUGGAAAAGAGAAAAAAGGAAAAAGAAGAACUCUUCUCGUCGCCAAUCUCAAAAAAGCCGAGCAGAGAAAUUCACGUUUACGAAUAGGAAUUUUCUACGAAACCGACCAAGACUCCAGUUAAGAUGUUUUAGAAUAUAGAAUUUACGUAUUCUAGGUGGUAUACAAGCACGUGUGUACGUUGUAUAUUUCACCUAAAUGUCGGUGGCGCACAAGGGGUGAUUACAACCCGUUCGACAUCACGUGACGGUCUUUUAAUAGAGAAAAAAUCGAGCGGGUGUUUUAUUCGCUGAACAAUGGGGACAGUUACCCUCCUCCUGGAUGGCCGAUGAUCAUUCUGUUAAGUAGUCCUCGUGAAAAAGAACGUUUUUGUUUGAUGUCGGCUGCUUGCUUCCUCGAUUGCAAUAUUUCCAUUCUUCAAAGAAUCCUUCCGGGCAGAGUGUCCGUCAGAUUUACGAAUUCAUGGACAUAGAGAAUUGGCAAUUGGAAAUCUCGAUAGAUUCGAUCGAUCAUAACCGAGUCGAGAUUGUUUUUUUUCUCUUUUGUUAUUUUCGAAAUUUAUGGAAUCCUACGAAAACGUGACACGAUGUUUUUCAAUUAUUAAUUACGAUUUUUGCAUAGUAAUUCGCAUAGUUUUCUAUUUAUCAUGUUAUUUUUCGUGUCAUUAAAUGAUAUCAUAAUUUUAUUUAUAAUUAAGUAUUUUCCAAAAUUUUAUUUAUUUAAAAUUAAUUAGAAUAUAUAUAUCAUGAUUUAUAAAGUGAUCAAAAAUAAAAAAUAUGAUAAAGAACAUCGGUGCACACAGAGCAUAUAAUGAAAGCAAAGAAAGGAAGCUCAAAUCAAUGAUUAACUAUUAAAAAAAUAUAAUAAUCUGAAUUAAAUAAAGAUCAUUCGAGCGAUUAAAUCUUGUUAAAAGCGCGAAUAUAAAUCUUUCGAAAUUUUUUUCCAUCGGAAGAGAAAAAAAAUGCAGGACAUAAUUUCCACAAUUUUUUAUUUUAAGAUUCUAUAAAAAAUGCACAGGAUAUCGACCGAUUUGAAAAAUUUCAAAUCGACGGACAAGACGAUUUUCUACACCGAGUAUUCCCUCUUGCGCUCCCAUGAGCACGAUCACGGUGUAAUGGACAAGUAGACCUCGUUACGUGGCGUAACGUGGUUGGUCGAUUUUUCUUGGAAAGCGUGGCGUGACCGGUCGGUCCCGAGGAAAAACUUUCUCAGGAGAAAGAGCAUUGAUCAUCGACUCGGAGGAGGGGAAACUAAAGAAUUCCGUUUUCUUUUCUUUCCCCCCUUUUUUUUUUUUUUUCUUCUUAGCAACUUAGACCGUGAGACAUCGCGUGAUACGAUGAUAAUAUCCCUAAAUGUGCGAUUAGACGUUAAACCUAAUCCCUAAUUUAUACGAACAAUCGCAAAUCGUGAAUAUCGAAUAACAAAAGGGAAAUCCAAAGAGUGCGAGGUGAAGGCGUAAGAAAAGGGCGAGGGGGGAAAGAACAAGAGAAAAAGUUGUUAUUACGAAAGCCACAGACGAGGGCGUCAAAAAAAAGAAAGGAAAAAAUAAUGAAAAGAGAAAAAAAUCGUCUGCACGUAUCUCUGUAUAAAAAAAUUACGUUUAAGUCGCCUCCAAUCUUCUUCCCAUUGACAUUUAAAGCGCACACGAAUCGUGUACAGGGCGCGUUCACGCGCGAGCCGAAUACAAAAACCUUGGCUCCUCGUGCAUCGGCUCGUUCGUCGAUGCGUCGCGAUCGCGUUUGAGGGAAGGAGAGGAAAAAUCGUUCUCUCUAAUGGAAAAAGAAAAAAAAAGAAAAAAAAAGAGAAAAAAGAGAAAAACGUAUAAAAAAAAUAAAAGAAAAAAUAUCCCUCGAUACAUAUCGAAGAUGAUUGAAAUCGUUGCCAUCGUUUAUUAAGCGCGAUGUGAUUUGUGCGUGUAUAAUAACAUACGGCGUGCGAACGAGUAGUCGGUUAUUCGUUAAUAGGACAGCGAGCGGGGACAAUGGAGUCCUCUGACGAUGUCGUCGAUGAUCGGAUUCGCGCGGAUUUGUCUCGUAUCGUCGAAUGAUCGAAGCGCGAGGAGUUUAAAUUAAAACGAGUCGUUACCGAUUAACGAGGGAAUAGGUGGCGUGUUUGCCGUCCCCUCGAGUGCCGCGCCAAAUCAAAUAAAGAAACGUAAAAAAAAAAAAGGGGGGGAGAAAAAAGAGGGGAAAAGUAAUGGAGGGGAGAAGGUGGAGGAGGAGAGGAAAAAAACAGGAGAGAAAAAGCACGGAUAUUAGUAGGGAGUAACUCGUGGUAACUCGUGUGCGAAAGGGAAGAUCGCGCGAAAGGUUUGGUUUAUUCAAACAAAAAGAAAAAACCACCUCGACCUCGUCACCACAGGGCGCUUUAAUAAUAAGGUUGUGAUAAGGUUGUGAGAAACAUGUUCGUAGCCGUGCUACGAACACACCGCAAGAUUUUUAAUUAUAUAGGUUAGACAAAUGAACAUUACUUUGUUCGUGGCACUGUCCAAAACGCGGCACGGAAUUCCUAUCCAAGAGAGAAUAUUGAAACGCGACGCUCGAACAAUUUUAAAUUGGAUCGGGAUCGAUCGAUGCCGAUCUUCGAGCUCGAGUUUCCUUUUUUUUUUUUAGAGAUAAAGUUGCUAAAAUUUCUCUAAAUUUCCUUUCUCUCAUUCUUUGUUUUCUUUAUCAUCCGCCUUCUUUCAUUCCCUUUUAAAAAUGGCGAGCUUUUUUUCCCUCGUGCUAUUUUUUUUUUUCUUCUUCUCCUUUCUUUCCUUUACACCACCCUUUUCAUAGUGGCAAACUGUGUUAACAGUGACAGUGACUAUUACAGAGACUCGAUUUCUGGCAGAGCUGGACUUCGCGCAUUCUCUCCAAGUGUGCUCGUAAAACGUGAGCUACACAGUCGCUGCUCCCUUCCUCCUCUAUUAAGCUCGUAAACGAGGGGGUCAGGGAAAUCGGUUAUCGCAAAUUUUCUCCAUUGCUGCUUUUACCGUCGCAUUGAAUACGAAUUCGAAACGAUCGAAGACCGAUCUCGUCAAAUCCAAUGAUCAUUGAGUGAUUAUCCCUUUGUCUAUAACAGCUAUUUUCGAGCAAUUUUUUGACACAGCUUAUCAUUUCGAUAAGAUUAUCUUUAUCUUAUAUACGUUGUUCCGUAUCGAAUUAAAAUACCUAUGAAACAUUUUUAUCUCACUUUCGAUUUUUCUUCUUUCGCUCUAUCUCUCCUUUUUUUUUCUUUUUAAUUGAAUAUUUAAAAUAUUUCAAGCAACACGUGUUUCAACACGCUCGCAUUUAAAAACGACUGGCAAUCAAUACGUGAUACCCGCAUCGUAAAAAAAGAAAAAAAGAAAAAAAAAAAAUCCCAUGCGAAAUUUGUUUCGAGGCAACUUCCCUAUCAUAUUCGUUUUUUCCAUCGAAGAAGAACAAAAGAAAUAUGCGGAGCGAACAAAUGGCAAAUGGAAAGAGAAGAAAGAAUAAAUAAAUAAAUAAAAAUUGGGGAAAAAAAUAUUUUGUUCUGAUAUAUCGCGUUUUUUUAUUUCGCCCAUAUGAGCGUAGUUUCCAUUUAUAUACGUUCCUUCUUUCUUUCCUUUUUCUUUUUUCUUUCUUUCUUUCUUUCUUUUUUUUUUCUUUGAUGGAUUUUAUAUUUAUUUUUCGAAUUCCUCGAAUCUUUGUCCUCGUGUCACGAACGAACACCGCUAAAAUUAGUAUUGCGUGUCGUGAAGCAAUUAGAAAGUUGUUUGAAAGAUGCUUGCCCGUAUCAGCCGUAUUUC